Molecule: messenger RNA, 366 nt
Organism: Trichoderma breve
Lineage: Eukaryota; Fungi; Ascomycota; Sordariomycetes; Hypocreales; Hypocreaceae
Product: prefoldin subunit domain-containing protein
Exons: 4
Coding region: 1-366 (121 amino acids)
Biological process (GO): protein folding; chaperone-mediated protein complex assembly
Cellular component (GO): cytoplasm; prefoldin complex
Molecular function (GO): protein-folding chaperone binding
Source: RefSeq, a predicted model, not a curated record
AUGGCCGAGAUCCAGGCCAAGCUGCAGUCCCUUUCCGAGGAGUAUCAAAAGCUCCAGCAGGAUCUCCAGAACACAGUGGCUUCGCGCCAGAAGCUGGAGGGCCAGAGACAAGAAAACCUGGGAGUGCAAAAGGAAUUUGAAAACAUCGGCGAGGAUGAGACCAUCUACAAGCUUGUAGGACCAGUCCUGCUGAAGCAGGAAAAGUUCGAGGCUGAGAGCACCGUCAAGGGCCGACUGGACUUUAUCGGAGGCGAAAUUACAAGAUUAGAGGGCCAGAUCAAGGACACGCAGGGGAACAUUGAGAAGAAGAAGACUGAGAUUAUCCAGAUUCAGGCGGGGGCUCAAGGGGCCAUUGGCGCACAAUAG